Molecule: messenger RNA, 1590 nt
Organism: Solea senegalensis (Senegalese sole)
Lineage: Eukaryota; Metazoa; Chordata; Actinopteri; Pleuronectiformes; Soleidae
Gene: kcnv1
Product: potassium voltage-gated channel modifier subfamily V member 1
Exons: 4
Coding region: 1-1524 (507 amino acids)
Biological process (GO): potassium ion transmembrane transport; protein homooligomerization
Cellular component (GO): voltage-gated potassium channel complex; membrane
Molecular function (GO): protein binding; voltage-gated potassium channel activity
Source: RefSeq, a predicted model, not a curated record
AUGGGAACCCCCCCCCUCCCCACCAUGACCCUCCCCUCUGACUCAGAUCUGGGGGCGGAGCUCCACAGCGACAGCACCUCAGCCUUGUCUUUGGACUCCAGCGUCUUCUUCAGUGAGACCAUGGCGUCCUGCGUCCUUGGAGACGUCCUCGUCGUCAACGUGGGUGGGCGUCGCCAUGCGCUGUCACAGGAGCUGCUGGCAUCGCACCCGGAGACGCGGCUCGGGAAACUGGCUCGCUGCAGCCGGGACGCGGCGCUGGAGCUCUGCGAUGACGCGGACCUCCUGGAGAACGAGUUCUUCUUUGACCGCAACGCACAGACCUUCCAGUAUGUGAUGAACUUCUACCGCACAGGUCACCUUCACGUCAUGGAGGAUCUGUGUGAGAUCUGCUUCCUGCAGGAGAUCCAGUACUGGGGCAUCGACGAGCUCCGGAUACACCCGUGCUGCCGUGAACGUUACUAUCGCCGCAAAGAGCGGAGACGAACCCUCACCGUCCACACAGAGCUCGAGGCUGAGGACGAUGGCGAUGAGGACUUUGUGGGCGUGGCCUGUCCUGCUCUGCGCCGGCGUCUGUGGAACCUUCUGGAGAAACCCGACUCGUCGCCGGCUGCCCGCACCUUAGGCUCGCUGUCCGUCUUCUUCGUGGUUCUGUCCGUGAUUAGUAUGAUUCUCGUCUCGCUGGACUUGGGCGAGGACUUUGGUGCGAGGAGCGUCGGUGUCGGCGCCCCCGUGCUGUUUGCCACGCUGGAGAACGUGUGCGUGGUGUGGUUCACGGGCGAGCUCGCGCUGCGGUUCCUCUGUGCGAGGAACAAGUGCCACUUCAGUCGUAGCGUCGCCAACAUCAUCGACCUGCUCGCCAUCCUGCCGUUCUAUGUGACGCUGGUGGUGGAGAGUCUGCGCGGAGGAAGCAGCGAGCUGGAGAACAUGGGCCGCGUGGUGCAGGUGCUGCGACUGCUGCGCUCUCUGCGAAUGCUGAAGCUGGGACGACACUCCACAGGACUGAAGUCUUUGGCCGUGACCAUCACUCAGAGCUACGAGGAGGUCGGCCUCCUGCUCCUCUUCCUCGGCGUCGGCAUCUCCAUCUUCGCCAUGGUGAUCUUCGCGUUAGAGCAUGACCUUCCCGCCACGACCUUCACCAGCGUUCCAGCCGCAUGGUGGUGGGCGACCACGUCCAUGACCACGGUGGGAUAUGGGGACGUGCGUCCCGACACGGCGGUGGGGAAGGUGCUGGCGUUUGUCUGCAUCCUGUCGGGGAUCCUGGUCCUGGCUCUGCCCAUCGCCAUCAUCAACGACCGCUUCUCCGCCUGCUACUUCACCAUGAAGGUGAGGGAGGCAGACGUGCGGCACGCCGACAUGCUCAGGAGGUUGGCCCGCGGCUCAUUCGCGGGGGAGACGGGGGAAGACGGAGUCGGGGGAGGAGUGAACCUGAGGGACGCCUACGCGAGGAGCGUGCUGGAAAUGAUGAGCCUGCAUGGAUGCGAGCGGACGAGCACACGCAGCAGCGCAGAAGAAGAGUGCUGGUGAAACGUGUCCAGCACAGUCCAGCACGGUUUCUGACGAGGUUCAACAUGUCAUCAGACGUCAUCAGAC